Podarcis lilfordi (Lilford's wall lizard) is the source of this 27704-nucleotide messenger RNA. The record is from the annotation of a GenBank genome assembly. Lineage: Eukaryota; Metazoa; Chordata; Lepidosauria; Squamata; Lacertidae.
CAGCACAAACAGAGUCACACAAACAAUAAGACCUCCGUAAUCUGCACAACAAGGUUCUGGACUAAAAUUAGCUGCAGAUUAGCACAAUGGAAGAGGUGCCAGGACCUGCUGUAGACAAGCUGCAGAUCUUUGAGCCAGGAGGAUCCAGAUGCAAGCUGAAGACUCGCCAUGCCCCUCUGGACAAAUACUUUGAGGCUCUGGUCACAGGAAACCUCAAGAAGCUCAAAGCUCUGGUCGAUCAGUAUUACGAAGAUGUCAAUGUGGUCUUUGAGAUCAGUAAAAAUGAGCUGGAAUGGCAGGUGAAAAAGAAAGCUGCUUAUGGACUGUCAGGUACUCUAGAUUUCAAGGACCACUUUCAAACUUAAACAGGUAUUAUUUACUAAUCCAAAUUAAGGCAAGUGGUGCUUUUAAAAAAGUGUUCUCUUAUUUGUGGCUAUCCAGUUGCUCCCAAAGUUUGUGUGCAGGGUUGGUUCCUUCCCUCCCUCUGUCCCUCCCAGCAGCUCUUUCACGUGGGUCAGCAAGGGUCUUUGGCUAGUAUCGUAGAGCACUGUCAGCAGUGAACAGGCUUGUGGGCUUGCUAUCACCAUAUGUUUCUAGACCUGGAUGGGCUAAUGGAAACUGAGCAAGGUGGCAAUGGCGAUGUGCUAAUCUGGUCUAAGGAGCAGGACUGACCCUCUUUGAAGAGGAUCCAGAUGUGUCCAGUAUUGUUAGCAUCAUAGAAAGUCUCAGCAAGCAGUUCGGGGUUCUUGGGUUGGGAUUCCCACUGAUGCCACAGACCAAGUGAAAGGGGUUGAGCAGCCCCUCACUUUCCUCCUCCUCAGGUUCGUGCUUACCUUCCAGUCAGCCAGCCGUGCUCCAAGGGAAUCCUCCUUGGUCUGAUCACCUCGGGCUCAUCAGUGCUGUCUCCCAGGUGAGCCCCCCCACCGGCCACAUUUCCUGUUUUCUCCCCAGCUCAUUCAUGGCUGCCAUACCUUUCAAAGGUAGGGAGCACAACUCCCUCACCUGGCAAUGGAGCCAGUGCUUCUCUCAUAUCACCUUGGGCAGUGUGUAGGAUUGCAUCUCUGUAGUCAUGUUGAGCAGCUCCUGCUGCAGCCCCUCAGUCCUCUGCUGUCCUUCCAGGCCUCUGCUCCCAUCUCUCCCCACAUGGUGAAAGGAGAGGUCUAUGUGACACAGUCUGGUGCAAAAGCUCUGCACAUCGCCCUGCUGUAGGGACUGUUUGGUGAUGGUGGGGGCUGCCUGCAGGGGUGGUGGAAGAGGAGCAGGACUGUUUCCCAGUAUAGGCAGAGCUUUCUCCCCUCCUGCACAUCUCCUCUUUUUAACCUUUCUGCCUGCUGUUCUGUGUGGGGUGCUCACAGGUAAAGGUGCUGCUGAAUGUUCUCUGUGAACCUUGGUCAUGCAGUCUCAUCCAGCAUCCUUACUGCUGAUCUCUCCCUGGCUGCCUUGUGUAUAAUGCAAGGAACAGAAAAGAAUGAACCUUCUUGCCUCCUGCUAAGGCCAUCUCUGACUUAUGUUUGUUUGCUCAGUAGGUCAGGCAGAGUCUUCUUGGAGUCCCUGUAUUUGCUUGAACAGCUGCAGAAGCAGGUCUCCAGCUCUGCUAUGUGAUAGCAAUGUAGAAAAUAUAAAUAUCCUGUUAGCCAGGCAGAAUGAAAUAGUGUUCCUAAUUUAUUUGAUUGGCUGGAAUGGUUUAGCAAGGAAAAACUUCUUGAUAGAUGGUGGGAUUACCAAAUAUAGAAAUCUCUACACAAAGCUUUUUAUUUGGUCUGUUUGUGUAUCAUGAUUCAUCCUAGGGCUGAGCCAAAACAGGCAACUUCUUUCCUCCAAAUUCUUGAUCAGUAUUGAAAGAUAUCCAUCAGUAGUUUUCAGUUUUUAACGCUGACCCUAAUUGGCAAGGAUUGCCCACAUGAUUUAUACAGGAAGCUUUGCCCUCAUUCUAAAUAGGCUUCACCUGCCCUUAGUGAUAUCAGAAUAUAGUUAUAUUGGUUCAUUUGAGGAGGGGGAGUGGCUGUCAUCCGUAGUGAACAGCCAUGAAAGGGGUAAAAUUAAGGGGUUUAGAGGGAACCCCACAAAAUAAUUGCUUUAAAACUGAAAAGUAAACCUGUAGAACCAAAAAUGAAAAAGGGGAGAAAACAGAAAAGAAUAAGAUUUGCACAAAAGAUCUCUCCCUGCAGUGGGAAAGGACCCCAUUCUGUGCUAGCAGCAUUUUGACCAGGGCCCCAGGAUAAACAUUUUAGUGUUAUCUCUUCAAAAGCAAUGUAAGCCUCGUUAGCUCAUUGUCUAGUGGUUGGGUGACCAGUAUGUUGCACAUGCUUAGACUUCAAUAGGCUGCAUAUUUGCUUUAAAUGCAGCGGAGCAAUUAGCACAAAGUCUUUUCCAAAGUUUCUCAGCAAAGUUUCUAUAGCUUGUUACCGGCAUAAUAUCGAUUUGUUCCUUCAUGACAAGAAGGCACCUCUGUGUGCCAUGUGAAAUCCAGGCCACUGAUGUGUAUUCACUGGGGACUUCUUUUUAUUGUUGCUUGCUUUUUAUAUCCACCCUGACUCGUAUGGGCUAACCCCCAGCCCCGCAUGUUGUCGGAGGGGGGAGAGUGUAAUGUGUCACUGUCAUAUCCAGCAAGGGCACUUGGCAGCAUUUGCAGAACGAAGGAAAGUAUUGAAAUGGUUGACUGUGAGGUGCCAGUGAUCCUUUUCAAUAGCAAGAUCCAUUUCCCUUGGCUGAAGUUUUCCCCAGUCCCUUUUCCACACGUUGUCAGGAGAACCAGGAGAUAUUGCUGUCUUUUUCACUUAUGUACCUUCCAGUUGUGUAACAAUUACAUUUUCUGUGCUGCUUAAAAGGAUUGCAUGUUGAUGUCCUGAUGCCCUCUUCUCCCCCCUCCCCCCAAUCCACUAUAUAUAUAUAUAUAUAUAUAUAUAUAUAUAUAUAUAUAGUAGCCUCUAGCGCUACUAGAAGGAAAGUUAUAAAGCAAAAUGUGUGGGCAUCCUUCUACAUUUCUGUGAGAUCAGCCAAACUGGCUGCUCCUGUCUUUUCUGUCAGUGUUUUUUGCCAAUGAGUAAUGUCAGAACUUUGAUUCAUGACUGCGUUAUUUGGAGAAUCACUGUAGUCCCAAAAAGCAGCUGUUGUCCCCUCCACUUUAGUGCACUUCCCCUUCCUGCUUCUGUUUCAUUUUCUAGUCCUUGGAAUUGUUAUAGUUCUAAUCUAAAGACCCUAAAUUUCCCCUUUGUUCUUUGUUUGUUCCUAACAAACCAAGAUGCAUCUUUCCUUUAGGAUAAAUGAUUUAUUUACACACACACACACCCCAUAGCCUUGCACUCAAACAGACAGCAAGCUCCACACCCUGCCCCCCCUCCAGCUGAAUCCCUCUUAACUCCAACCUGCUGCUUUAAACCCUCAGCUUUUAUCCCCUGAGGGAGGGAGGAAGCCUUUUCCAUGUGCCCUUUCCACACCUAGCCCCUUUGAUGAACUUCCUAAUUGUUUACCCCUCCUUCCAAGGAAACUUGCCAGAGUUAAUUAGUGCCUAACUCAUGUUGAUUUCCUAGAUUAAGGAGGGGGUCAUAAUUUGGGACGCUGACCUGACUUAAUUAGCUUUCACUAUGCCAAUAGCAUAGUGGACGCAGGUGGCGCUGUGGGUUAAACCACAGAGCCUAGGGCUUGCCGAUCAGAAGGUCGGCGGUUCAAAUCCCCGCGACGGGGUGAGCUCCCAUUGCUCAGUCCCUGCUCCUGCCAACCUAGUAGUUCGAAAGCACGUCAAAGUGCAAGUAGAUAAAUAGGUACCGCUCCAGCGGGAAGGUAAACGGCGUUUCCAUGCACUGGUUCUGGUUCGCCAGAAGCGGCUUAGUCAUGCUGGCCACAUGACCCGGAAGCUGUACACCAGCUCCCUUGGCCAAUAAAGUGAGAUGAGUGCCGCAACCCCAGAGUCGGUCACGACUGGACCUAAUGGUCAGGGGUCCCUUUACCUUUACCUUAUGCCAAUAGCAGAGGCUUUUCCGUGGGGCCACCCCACCUUUGCUACACCCUAAUACACACUUGGGUCUGCCUACAGUAGAGAUGAGCCUGGCUAUUCCCCAAUUCUAACAUCUCCGCCUUCAUUCAGGGUGUCUUGCACCCACAGAAUCAUAACAAUAAGGAACAUUAACAUUCUCAUACAAACACCUGCAAUCCCUGUACAUUCAGAGACAUGGAAAAACCCCAAAUCUCAGCCCCAAGCCCAUCCUUGCUCUUCCUUUCUGUUUCUCUUCUCCCGCCCACCAUCCCUGUCUGCUCCAGGCCUGUGGUCUCUGGAAUACAAGAGGGAUCUGACCAACCCGCUCUGCAUCUCGGCCAUCCACGGACACACUGCCUGCCUUCGCCACCUGCUCUUCUGGCGAGCAGACCCAAACGCAGCUCCAGGAGGACGGAGCGCCCUGCAUGAAGCCUGCCAGAGGGGCAACAGAGAAUGCGCAGAGUUGCUCCUGGAACACAAGGCUAAUCCCAAUCUUCUGAGUGAUGAUGGGCAAGCACCUUUGCACCUGUGCACCAGCCAGAACACCUUAGGGUAAGGAGCAAGAUGUUUGGGCAAGACUCUAGUCCUUCCACAGAUUCAUUCUGACAUCUUUAAUAAUAAUAAUAAUAAUAAUUUUUAUUUAUACCCCGCCCUCCCCAGCCAAGGCCGGGCUCAGAGCGGCUUACAAGCAAUAAUAAAAACAAGUUACAUGAUUGCAACUUAAAAACAAAAUUAAAAAUACAGCUUUAAAAUAUUGAAAUAUUAAAAUGUAGCCUCAUCGCAGGAGGAGAAGGAAAAGAAAAAAGACAGAGAGGGAGGGAAUCAAAUUGGCUCCAAGCCAAAGGCCAGGCGUAACAAGACCUAAGGGUCUUACAGGCCCUGCGGAAAGAAAUCAGAUCCUGCAGGGCCCUGGUCCCGUGAGGCAGAGCGUUCCACCAGACCAGAGCCUUUAGGCCUCAGAAUUAGAUUUAGGGAUAAAACCUGUGUUUAUUUCUUGGCUCCUUAUUGUUUCGCAUUAGCAAAGUGGCAUACAAGACUGAAACCAUGAAAUUCAAUAAAAACAAAGAUAAAAAUCAGCGAACAGAAAACAACACAAUAAAUAGUUUGAAGUAAACAUAUGAAAAUACCUGCCUAAACAAAGAUGUCUUGAGUAAGUGUUGGAAACCUAGUAUUAUCAGCACUGAUUUGACAUCGAAAGGAAGAGACUCCAGAGGGCUGGCACUGCAACACUAAAGGCCCUGCUCCAAGGGACCGGGGUGUAAAUUCUGCCACCAAUAGGGACAUGUGCAUGAUCAGGAAGCAGGGCAUUUCUUAAAAUAUAAAGUGCAGGGGAAAUUCCCCACCCCACCCUGUCCUCUUGAAUUCAUUUGGCCCAGUAAACUCAAAACUCUCCUCAAAGUCUUUCCUUUUUAUUGUGCUUGGACCUAGUUUACAUUUGGGGAAAACAAAAUGUGCCCGGGACCAUGGCCCCCAAUCCUCCCCCCUGCUACACCACUAAAGAAUGCAGAGCAUCUUCAGUCAGUCCCAAGCUCUUCUUUUUAAAUGUAUGCUUCUUAUUUUAAUUUGUGGUGCCUGUUGCUUUUAUGCCGUUUUUAACUGUUGAGAUGUUGCCUGCUGAGGAUAAGGACUCUACUUACAAUGGCAGCCCGACUCACUCACUCUUCUUUGAAGAAAUUAGAAGGCUCAUUGGCCUGAUGAAGACAUGGGAGCAUGCUAUAGCCUAGAGGCUUUUAACAUAUCUCUUUUGGGCAAGGAAGGGGCAUUCUGCGCGUGUUCGUGCCCUUUAUUUUUGAGACGCAUAGUUCCAAAUCAUACCUGCCCCUGCUCAGAUCUGUAUGAAGAUGAUGGGGGUGACCUGGAGUAGUUGGUCCUCAUGUACAUUUUUCUUCUCUGGAAGCUAAUUGGAAGGAUUCUCAUCUUUACCCUCUCCCUGCCCCACAAACCAGGCCACUAGGUGGUAGAGUGUUGAGAUGGGACCAUUUUCUAGAAUUUCUUCGCACCUAGACUCUUAUCUAAAAUUGUGUGGCAUACUUCCAAGGUAAAGGUAAAGGGACCCCUGACCAUUAGGUCCAGUCGUGAAUGACUCUGGGGUUGUGGCGCUCAUCUCGCUUUAUUGGCCGAGGGAGCCGGCGUACAGCUUCCAGGUCAUGUGGCCAGCAUGACUAAGCCGCUUCUGGCAAACCAGAGCAGCCCACAGAAACGCCGUUUACCUUCCCGCCGGAGCGGUACCUAUUUAUCUACUUGCACUUCGUGCUUUCGAACUGCUAGGUUGGCAGGAGCAGGGACCGAGCAACGGGAGCUCACCCCGUCAUGGGGAUUCGAACCGCCGACCUUCUGAUUGGCAAGUCCUAGGCUCUGUGGUUUAACCCACAGCGCCACCUGCGUCCCGUGUGAGGGCGUGCUAUUUUGCACCCAGGGCCGCUCCCCCUUGGCCCUCCCACACUAUGCCACUGAGCGGGGGGCAGAAUAAUCUUUUUUUCCAUAGUUCUGGAAAUUUAUGGGGUCCUUUGCCAGCACCUUUAACUGAAGAAGGAAGCACGUGAGCAGGGCAAAUAAUUUCUGAAGUGCCACAACCCUCACACUGAGUCUUUGCCAGCUGUCACCUUUCAUUUUAUUCAUUUACUUUAUUUCAUUAAAUUUGUACACUGCUUGAUUGUAACAAAAACCGUCAAGGCAGUUAACAAAAAGAUAAAACCAAUUCACAACAACAUUUCUAAGCCAUUGUGUAGGGCCAUAGCUUCUGGCAUGGUGCAGAAACGUCUAAAAUUUCUUUUGAAAUUUUAAUAAAUAUCAUUUAAAAAAAAAAAAGAAACGUCUGGCAGAAAUGUUACAACUCUCACCCCACUCAAUGCAAACUGAAAGAAUUGUGUCCCCACAUAAUCUUAUAGUAGAUGACACAUGAGCAAGUAUGACAACACAGAUAGUUAAUGCACAGCUAAACAUAGCUCUGAAUGGGAUUGGCACAGCCUAUUGUGAUCCCGGCCUGCUGUUGUCCACUUUCUUUGAAUCCAAGACAGAAGAAAACAGCCUGCUCCAAAGAGUUAGGCUGAGCAGAAUUUUUUUAAAAAAUAAAUAAAUUCAGAGUUCUGGCCAUUUAAAAUUAGAUUUUAAAUGCCAUAUUAUUUUUUAGUUACAAUAAUUUAUCAUUAAAAUACAUGAUUUGUGGCUGUUAUGAGUUGUGGGUAGAGGGGUAGGCUGUACCCUUCUUAUUCCUGGGUCUAGUAAGGGUUAAAAUCUAAGCAACGAUUCAGCUUCCUGGACUAGCCAGGCUAGCUUCUGGGGUGAGGUAAUGGCCUAAGUAGGAGUCAUUAACGUAACAAAGGAAGUGCCCCAUCCCUCAACUCGCUGGUAGUUAGAAAGACAAAGACAGAGUUGAGAGUUGAUUGUUGUGAGCCAGGAGUUGGAAGGUGGGCAGCUGAGAAACAGAGCUAUGCCUGAUUUCUGCUGUAAUCCAAGGCUGUGGCUAUGGGAGAAGCAAGUCCUUCUUGCAUAGCUGUCAACUUUCCCCUUGUCUUGCGAGGAAUCCUAUUCGGAAUAAGGGAAUUUCCCUUAAAAAAGGGAAACGUUGACAGCUAUGCCUUCUUGGGGUGUCAAUGCUGACUCUGGUUGCAUAUAUGUGUAAAUAAACCAUAUACCCCUCAUUCCAAAGGAAACACAAACCCUGGGGAAGGACCUGGAACCUCUGGAAUCUCACGUUGCUCAUGUGCAGCAGGCGAAUUUAUUUUAAAAUGUGUGUGCUUAUUUAAACUGAAGAUUUAAAAUUCCCUUUAGCUUGAUUUUUAAGUGUCCUUUUGAGUUCACCAACCCCUCCAGGGAAAAUGCUUAAAAAAAAAAAAAAAGCCCAGUCUCUGGGAGAACAUAGGAUGCCAUGUUAAGUGUGUUCCUCCCCUCUCACCAGCCUGCCCCACCCACUUCCCUGACCCAUUUAGGCAGCUCUGCUGGCGUAUCUUUGCUGGUGGAAUGGCUCUGCUGGCAUGAUUCCCUCUACCUGUGAGCUGAGGGAAUUCUGUCAGUGCAUUUGCCAUGCUUAGUGAUGUUUCUCACGUUGUGUCGAUGUGACAUAAAUUUCUCAAGCCUCUCAGUCGGUAUUGCUCCAGUACAGGCUUGCACCCUCAAACAGGCUAAAUAUUUCCUAGUAAGUGUUGUAGGAUUUGUGAUAUUAAUGCAUGAAAAUUGCUUAGAAGUGGUAUGCCGUGUGUGUAUGUAUGUAUGUAAAGGUAAAGGGACCCCUGACCGUUAGGUCCAGUCACGGACGACUCGGGGGUUGCUGCGCUCAUCUCGCUCUAUAGGCCGAGGGAGCCAGUGUACAACUUCCGGGUCAUGUGGCCAGCAUGACUAAGCCCCUUCUGGCGAACCAGAGCAGCACACGGAAACGCCGUUUACCUUCCCGCUGGAGCGGUACCUAUUUAUCUACUUGCACUUUGACGUGCUUUCGAACUGCAAGGUUGGCAGGAGCAGGGACCGAUCAACGGGAGCUCACCCUGUCGCGGGGAUUCAAACCGCCAACCUUCUGAUCGGCAAGCCCUAGGCUCUGCGGUUUAGACCACAGCGCCACCCGCGUCCCUUGUAUGUACGUAUGUAUGUAUGUAUGUAUGAAUAAAUAAAUAAAUAAAUAAAUGAAAAGCUCACCAUUAACUACCAGUAGGUAUUAUGACUGGUUGAAAUUUUUCUUCUGCUGAGUGAAGUCAAGUAACCUACCACAAUUCAACUAGAGAUGUUUGCUUUGUUAUGCUGCUGCAGGACUCCUAUGUAUCCCAUACAACAGCACUAGCGCCAAAGAACUUCAGAUCCAGAUUUCUCAGAUAUUUUGUAUUCUUGAGUCUCUCUGCACACCAAAAGGCGACUUAGGUCCGCUAGAGAUUGGUGCUCCACAUGUUAGCAAACAGGACAAAUUAAAAUACUGUCCUAGAAAUGGAAUGAAUUCGGGCAGCUGAUUUCUAGCAGAAGAGCUGGCAAAAGGAAACAGUUGAUUUGCAUUCUCACCCCUCACCCACCAAGGCAUUUUGAGUUUAGAUGCCAAGUUCCUUUUUAGAAUGUAGUCACCUCACCUACUGUUGUUGCAUCCUGUACCUUAAGGACAUUUGAAGAAGUCUGGCCCGGACUUCUUGCUUUUGAAAAGUGCAGGGUGGACAGAAUCCUGCAUUCUAUCUAUGUUACUGGAGUUUUCCGCAUGUCCCUAUGUCUGUCCAGCUGUGACAUCAUAUUUUAUACAAAUGCCAAGGGGGCAGCACUUGAACUGCCGCCCUAUAAGCCACGCACAUCACAGAUGCAAUGUUGAAAGAACGGAGCCAGCCCUAAGCCCUUGAAUAUUACGGCUUUAUAAUGGAAAUGCUGCCAGAGCCUUCACUACAGCAGCACAACUGGAUACCUCUACAAUAACUAAGCCAUCUACUUGGAAGGAUCAAAAAUUAACAGACAUUUCAGAUGGGAUUCGACCACUGCUUCUCAAUCGCAGAGAGUUGUGCUAAAGUUAGAUAGUGAGGAGGUCAAGCUUUGGGUAACAAACAUUUUCUCUUUGAUUAGGGGAAACUACUUCUGCUGAUUUUUUUCCCAGGUAACGGAUUGAAGGUCAUCCCUAAUUUUUUACUGACAAUAAAGAGCAGGUCAUUGACCUACAUAGGGAGCUAUUUUAUUUGGCUCCCUCUUUGUAACAAUGGCCUGAACACCUAUGUGUCAGGUUCUUCUGUGUUCCCAUAUUCACCAUGGGGGCAGGACUUAAAACCUUUGAGCCUCUCAGUGACUGGGAUAAAAAAAAACUAUCUGGGCUUCCUUCCAACCAUUUCAACUUUCACAAUCCAUGAGAAUUCAACCAAAAAAAGGAAAAGAAAGAUGUAGGAGCUUUAAUCUAGAAGCUUUUUGAAGCGCCCCCCCUUUUUUUUUUAAAGUUCCAGCAAAGUUCAUUUCUAUCUUCUUCACUUUGGGAGCCAUGCAUGCCAACUUCGCCCUAUUUAGUUGAGUUCCUCUCCUUGACCUUCUUUUUAUAGUAGUGAUAAUUAACAUGGUGGGGUAAGAGGAGUCUACAAAUUCACUGCACUCCCUUUGCUAAAGCUGGGAUGAUUAAAAAAAAAGGAGAAUCGUGCAGGCUUUUGUAGAAACUAGAAUUGAGGAGGAGAAACCCGUCUUUGUUUCUAUACUUUGGCCAUGCCACAGGGUUAAAAAUAAGAUACAAUACAAAUACAGGGUCUCUGAGUCAGGGUUAAGUCCAAAAAGGGCACUCUCUUAACAAAACACCGGGGAAGCUGUCAUAGGCUUUAGAGCAGAAGUAUAAAAGUCAGAAGGAAAAUUAAUGGCCCGUUGAUUUCAUUCAGGUGGUGGUAAAUGCAAGUAUUUUGAAAUGCGUGUGGUAUUCCAUGUCAAUCUGAGCAGAAAUCUCAUUUGCAGACGACAAUUGUGCCCUGUCCAGAUAGCUGUCUUUUGAAAAUUAUGCUCUGGAACAGGCAUAGGCAAACUCGGCCCUCCAGAUGUUUUGGGACUACAACUCCCAUCAUCCCUAGCUAACAGGACCAGUGGUCAGGGAUGAUGGGAAUUGUAGUCCCAAAACAUCUGGAGGGCUGAGUUUGCCUAUGCCUGCCCUGGAACAUAAAUUAACUAUAGGUCUGAUGUUGUACUAAACCUGUUCUUAUUUUAACUUGUCCUAGCCAGCCACCUGCCCUCCAAAAACUGUUUUAGUACAAAAAUAAAUUAUCUUAUAUUUAUCUUAUUACUACAACUGUAGGACCUCUUGAAUGUGGAGAAAGGGGGGUGGCCUAUUUCUUGAAUAAACAGUGCUGACACAUGGCAGGAAAUGCCUUGCUUGAGUUGCUACAGAGUCUCAGUGUAGCUUGUGAUGCUCAGCUCCUAUGCCUGUUGAGUAUAAGCAAGAAAUGUUCAGUUUUUCCUAUUUAUUUAUUUUCUAGCAGAAGCAGCAGCACAAAGUUAGGUGCCCAUCUGUUGAGAUUCCUGCAUUGCAGGGGGUUGGACUAGAUGGCCCUCGGGGUCCCUUCCAACUCUAUGAGUCUUUGGUCCUAUGAAUAGCAGUACUCUUCUUUUUACAUCUAUGGCUGAAAUCAGAAGCACAUUUAGCAGGAAAAAAGGGUUCACUGAACUCAGUGAGACUUCCCUGAAAACAUGCAGAGGCUCAGGCUGCAAGUUUUAUUUUAAAUACACCCUAGCCCCUCCUGGCCUUUCAACAGAGCAGGCUGAAAUCCAGCGAGAGUGCCCCUGCCGCAAUGGAGUAUCUGUGUGCUAAGUUCUACAUAGUUAUGCUGACCAUAACUAUGGUGCAGACAAAAGACAUUGCCCAAAUAUCAGAUAGUUUCCUCCCAAGAGAUGAUCAAGUGUUCAAAUAACAAUGUAAAGUCCAGCAAAUGCUACAUUUCUGCAGCAUUCUUUUGUAAUUCCUCCUUCAGAUGGUUGUUUACUGCCUGAAUGAUGAAGAGGCAUCAUCAGGAGUCAGGUUUGUUUUGUUGUGGUCUGCAGUCCAUGGUUUAUCUUAUCACAGGCAGCAGAUGCAGCGACGGAGGAAGCCGCUCGGGCACCUGCAACAGCGUGCCCAGGAGCGAGGCGACCUCUGGGGACCUCUGGAGUCUGCCUGCCUCCUCCCACUCAGCCGCCCUAUAGCUGGGGGGAGGCAGUGGGUGAACCGUUUGGGCAGCAUGCAGCCUGCGCACGCCCAAGCCACCGCUUCUCUCCCAAGAGAAACAUGGAGCUUGGGCGUGCUGCAGGCCCUGCGGUGAGUGCUGACUGGCAUUUUGUCACACCCCCCCUCAGUGGAGACACCCGGGGUGGCCCACACCCACUGCACCCCCCUUCCUCCGCCCCUGAGCAGAUGAAGUGAUAAAUCUAUUUCUGGGUGACACCAGGCUGCAAGCAAGGAUUCACAGGACUGCAUCUUCUUUGGGGGGGCUGCGUGGUUGUGAGCUUGGAGGGUUGAACAGGAGAAGGGGCUAUUGGGGUUGGCAUCACUGCAAUGUUUUAAGCAUCAGUGAUAGAGUUGGCCAGACACAGUUUCUGUUUGGGAAAUUAGAGGAAGAGAGAGAAGCAUACAAAUCUAGCAGAUCAGGGAGAAGGCCGUGCUAGAACACUUUCCUCUGACAUCUAGGCUUUGGUGUGAGGGAGUUUUUGGAUUAUUUAAAUUUUUGUAUGUGAGCCUUCUUUCUUACUGUUCCUGACUUACUUAAUAGUUGGUGGGCACUCAGACCAUGUCUCAGUUUCUGAACAUUUGGCAAGUCUCUCUCUGGAAAGAGUUCUGGACGUGACUGUCCCACAUGGGGACAAGGAGCCAGCAGUUGCCAGUCCGUGAGUGUGUGUACCUGAGGAGGCAGCCAGGAGUUAUGGGGACAGAGCACCAUUAAUUCACUCUGCCUAAAUCCCACAUGUAUAGAUGAUAUUUCCACUAUGCUAGGCAUACAGUGCUGAAGGGGAAAGAAUCCAGGAUGGUCUGCCAGAUCUCUUAUAUCCCAAAUCUGUAAGUGUCUAGAAAUAGCAUAUGCAGAGCAAACUUUCCGGUAAACAAUGUCCUCCCCCACCUGCUCCGUUCCCGGUUCUCCCUCUCCUGCUGGCCGUGUUAGUGCAUUCCAUCCACGUCUGUUUUCAAGGCUAUUUUUAGCUUAAUAAGGUUGGUUACUUAAGAUAAAACGGAAGGCGCCCCUUGCUGUUCAGGAGGCACCCUGCAGAGCCUCCGGGGAGCUCACCAUCCAAGGCGGUGCAUUCGCCUCUAGGCUUCUUUUUUAUCACCACCUCUCCGUUAAUUACGUGGAACAGCAGAAAAAGGGGUUCAAGAGGUGAAUGCAGGGCUGGACCCUUUAGGGCUGCUGUGUGACAGUGAGUGUCUGCCAGCGAGUGAAGGAGGAGGCCAGGAGGCACAGUCAGCUGUCUGGUAGGACCAAAGGGCACCGUGGUGUGUCCAUACACUUCUCAAAUAAUAUACUUCUGUAGCAGGCACACACGCCGCUUUCCUUUACCUCAGCAGCCAGAACUGAGGAUAUAUACCAUUGCAAAUAUUUUAAGUAGACACCUUUGGGAGAAAGUCUAGUCCCAUAGCCUUUAUAAAAUGCAAUUUAACAUUUCCCAUAAAGCGGAAGUGAAGGGGAAGCUCUUAUCAGAGAAACAAAGGAUGAAAAACAUCCCCCUUUGACCCCAAAAGUCAGGGUCUGCAUGCACAGCCCUCCUCCACUCCAGCCCCAGACACUUGCAGUGCAAUAACUACAUUCAGUUCUGUCCUCAUAAGUCUGUCAUUUGCUUUGAUUUCACCAGCAACAAUAGGUUAUGCCAUGUUCCUAAAACAAUUGCCUACACAGAGGUGUGAACGUGCUAAACAACAUAGCAGUCUUUGAUUCCUUGGCAGUUUAUCUUCUUGUUGCCAUCUGCUGCUACCAAUAAAGGCCUACCUGAAAAGAUACUAAUGCAAAUAUUCACAUAGUCAUUUUCUUUUGCAAUAUCAGUUUCCUUGUAGCAUCCUUUUUUUUACCUAAUGAGGAGCUUUGUAGAAUUAAAAACCUUGCAAAUUUUCCUGCAUCAGAUUAUCUUGAAAGGUACCAUGCAAUCUCUUAUAUGCCUGUCAUUAAGACUACACCCUUGUCAGUCUAUGUGUAAAUGAUGCCCCUCCCUUUGCCAGUGUUCCUCGACUUUACAAAAUCUUUGGGUUAGGUAAGAGGAUUGAAAAGGCUCCUUGGAGGGGCUUUGUUGCCAGCUCUUCUUCCACCUGCUGGAAGAUUUGACCUUGCUGUGUGACUGUGCCAACCAUUUCAUGAGUAGCAAUGUCAACAUCUCAAAGCAAAGCAACAGUCAUUUUGAUUCAUUUAGACUAGCUUAUCACAUUAAUUUACUUGCACUAAAAACAUUGCUGUGGACUGUUUUAUCUCUAAGCCUCUUCUGUUUGUCAGAAGGUAUUUUAAGCAGCGAAUGUAAAAUAAUAUUGUGAAGACAGAAGGUGUCCCACAUCAUUGUUCAAAGCUUUGUCACAUUCUACUGCCUUAAUGCUUUGGAAGUGAUUCAGAUCUGUGCAUGCUUGCUCAGAAAUAAAUUCCACUGGUAAGUAGAACUUCCUUCCAAGUAAAUAUGUUUAGGAAUGAGGCAUUCAUAAAGGAGGAGACCCCAUACUACAGAAAAAUGGAUGUGCACUGUAUAUCCACCAGCCCAGCCCCCAGCUUCUACAAAAGGACUCUUAAACCCAGAACAGAUUUUAGGCAAGUUCCAUGUACGUACGUAUGUAUGCAUUGAUUGGUUGGUUGCACUAAUAUACCAAAUUUUACCAAAUGGUCCCAGGGCAGGUUGCAAAAAUAUAGUGUACUCAUACUAUCCGUCAACUCCAAGUACAUGCAUGGAUCUCUGAUUAAUUUUUUAUUCACCUGCAGAAAAGUUAUGGGAGAAACUUGGGGUGGGGGGCUUUAUCUACUAGGGUCUGUCUGUCUGGUGCCUGCAUGAGCAUGUGACUGGCAACAGGGAGGUGGGAGACCAUGGCACAAGAAUGGAAAUAGUUCUCACAAAAUGGCUCGCUGAUUGCUGCUAGUUAUGUGCUAGCUAACCCGAUCCUUCAAGCAAAUGGAAACUGCAUAAAGAAAUCUCUGCAGGUGUCAUAGCCAGGGGGGCAGAGGAGGCCCCCCAUAAUCAAGUACAGUCGUACCUUGGUUUUCGAACAGCUUAGUUCUCGAACGUUUUGGCUCCUGAACAUCGCAAACCCGGAAGUGACUGUUUCGGUUUGAGAACUAUUUUUGGAAGCCAAACGUCCGACGGGACUUCCACAGCUUCCGAUUGGCUGCAGCAGCUUCCUGCAGCGAAUCAGAAGCCGCACUUUGGUUUCUGAACAUUUUGGAAGUCGAAUAGACUUCCGGAACAGAUUCCGUUCACCUUCCAAGGUACGACUGUAAAUAAAUACAGAUUCUUAACUAACUGACCCACCAACUGUGUCACAGAUAGCUGGGUUCUGCCGCCAUAACAGAAUUUUUUUUGGGGGGGGGCAUAAAUCCUGGCUAUGCCCAUGUCUCUAACCCUUUUUGUUAAUCCACAAAGGUCAUUCAUUUCUCUUCGUAUUUGUCAAAACAGAGAGUGGAUAGGUAUUUACUAUUGUAUUAGCCAUUGGCAUUAGAGCUUUGCACCUGAUGGAGGGCAUUGCCAGGAAUUUUUUUGGGGGGGGGCAGGUGUUUUCUUAAUUGGGGGCAGAACCUCAGUUAACUAUGUAUUUUUAUUGUUUUUUCUUGAUGCCUCUCCCUGCCCCCCCCCUUGGCUACGCCCAUGACCUGAUGUGAUAUGUUAAUAAAUUCCACCACAGCAUGCCAUAAAGAAAUAAUGAAUAAACUCCCUGCAUGUGGGUAUUUGCCAAAAGAAGUGACUACUAAAAUUUGAUUCCAAAUUUUAAAAGGGGUGUAUGCACACACACACACACACACACACACACACACACACUUCCCAUUGUUGAGGACUCAGUUUAACACCAUACAGUGGUGCCCCGCAAGACGAAUGCCUCGCAAGACGGAAAAACCGCUAGACGAAAGGGUUUUCCGUUUUGGAGUUGCUUCGCAGGACGAAUUCCCCUAUGGGCAUGCUUCGCAAGACGAAAAUGUCUUGCGAGUCUUGAGAUUUUUUUUCACCCCCCUUUAUCUAAGCUGCUAAGCCUUUAAUAGCCUUUAGCAGCUAAUCCGCUAAGCCUUUAAGCCUUUAAUAGCCGCUAAACCGCUAAUAGCGCUAAUCCGUUAAGCCGCUAAUAGGGUUGCUUCGCAAGACGAAAAAACCGCUAGACGAAGACACUCGGGGAACGGAUUAAUUUCGUCUUGCGAGGCACCACUGUAUUUGCAUUUCUAGAAGAUGAAAGCCCUAUGCAGACAUUCUGGAACUCUAGAAACUUUAGAACACUUGAUUCCGGUUGGUGGGAGGAGCAAUGCAGGGAUGAAUCACUGAAAUGAUUUCAGCUCAAGAACCUCUUGCACCCACAUUAAAGCAGGUAAAAGAUAACUAAAAUCCACUGUAAGCAAAAGGAGAUUCAAAUGCAUGUCAACAUUCUGCAUAGGCUUGUUUGUAUUUUAUAUGGCUUUAAAUUGUUUUUAAUGCUGUAAGACACCAUGGGAAAAUAAUGAAUUUUGAGUGGCAGCUCAUAAUUUAAAAAAAAAAAAAAAUCCUGUUUUGUAGGUGUGCUAAAGCUUUGGUGACCUUUGGUGCCCUGGUAAACCAGCCAAGUGAAGAAUCCCAAGAAACACCUCUUCACAUAGCAGCUAAGCAUGGUCUUCCCGACCACACGCUCCUGUACCUGCGGUGCGGUGCUCUUGUGGACCAGAAGAACAGCCAGGAGGAGACAGCACUCAGUGUGGCUUGCAGAGAAGCAAAGAACAGGGAGAGCCAGGAGAGCUACUUGCAAGUAUGUCAGCUGCUGCUGGAAUAUGGAGCAGAAGUCAACACUGUGGAUGAAGAAGUGAAGACUCCGCUUCAUAAAGCCUGCGGGAAUGCUCAUCACAGCUUGGUUGAGCUCCUGCUGCAGAGGAAAGCCGAUGUCAACGCCAUCGAUUACAAUGGGGCAUAUCCAAUGUCCUGUGUCCUGCAGACUGCAGCUUUCAAGCAAGAGCAGAGGCCCCAUCUCACAGUACAGACCCUGAUAAACCACGGCUCUCAAAAACUGUGGCCCACAGCUUUCGUCAAGGUAAGUGAAAUAUACUCGGAGUCGAGAGUGGAUUUCAUGCUCUUUAUUCAGCUCAUAGAAGAAGAAGAAGAAGAGUUUGGAUUUGAUAUCCCGCCUUUCACUCCCCUUCAGGAGUCUCAAAGUGGCUAACAAUCUCCUUUCCCUUCCUCCCCCACAACAAACACUCUGUGAGGUGAGUGGGGCUGAGAGACUUCAAAGAAGUGUGACUGGCCCAAGGUCACCCAGCAGCUGCAUGUGGAGGAGCGGAGACGCGAACCCGGUUCCCCAGAUUACGAGACUACCGCUCUUAACCACUACACCACACUGGCUCUCAUAGUGGUGAGGAGGAAUGGAAGUUCCCCCAGAAUGUCUGCUUUAUAUACAUUAUUUACACAAUGGGCCCCACGUGAUUGGCUAAUUCCCGGAUUCUCCUGUAGGCCAAUCAGGUUGCGAAUUCCCUUCCACCUGGAGCUGGAAUGGGUGGCUUCUGUGGACCAAUCAGACUCUUGCAUUCUGGAUCCUAUUGUUCUAGGACCAAUCAGACUGCUGCAUUCUGAAUCCUAUUGUUCUAGGACCAAUCAGACUGCUGCAUUUUGGAUCCUAUUCAACUCAGUACAUAACAGUAAGGAACUGUCUUUGUGUUUAUUGGUGCCUUUACUUCAGCUUUGAAAUUCUGCAACUCCCCUUCAGGAAGCAGAGCUUGUAGAAGACCCAUCUGCAGCCAUUCCUGGACUGGAUGGAUUGUUAACCCAGUGGAUUACACCCUUCGUUGGUCUGCUGACUAGAUGCAGGCUCUUUUACACACACUCAGCAGCUGGGGAGUUAUUCUCACAAUAUUGGGGAGGGAACGUAAAAACAGCAGUCUAGCCAUCAGAGCCUUUUCCAGCCAACAGGCAACUUUCCUCUAUGCAGGAUGCUGACAGGGAAAGACCUAUGCAACCAGACCCACCUUUGCAAGAAUUGCCAGGCAUGGUCAUUCAAAGGGAAUUGGAGAAGUUUUUGAUGCAGAACUGUAAUAAUCAUCAGUGUUUAUCAUCAAAAGUGCUUUCCUGGUUUCAAAAGUUAUCACAGGAGGAUUCCACCAUUUUGAGUUAGAAUAUCAGAGUUAGCUUGUUUUUCAUAUAUUUGAAAUGCAACUUGCUUAUACCAUAAAAACUAGGUGAAAGAAACCAAGUUGAACCAAUUCAAACAGGUUCCAGAAAGUAGCAGGUUUAAUCUACCAAGCUUUCACUAACUGGCAUCAUGUCAGUCUUGAGAGUUUGCAUCUUGCUCUUCUAAUCCUAAUGGGCCCAGCGCUGGAUGCUCACAUUCUCAAUCCCUAACCUGUGUUUCUAAGUUAAAAAUGAGUGAAUUAACUCUUCAAGGCCAUGACUCCAGCCCCUUCAAGGGCUGUCAUAAUAACUCUUUUAAUGAUUUGGGAAUCUCUGAUCCAAAGGAGGUCAGCCCAGCUUGUUAAAGUCUAUACAGGUAGUGUAGGAACUGUGAAGCAUCUGUAGAUUUGCCUUGCUUUGUAAGAACUAUUUAAAUAGUUUAAACAACCCUAUUUGAUUGAAAUAUGUGCAGUUCACAUCUUGAGCAAAAUUAACAAUUUCCUUAUUUCCCUCUACAAAAAUACAAAAACACCCAAACUCUCCAUAACUCAAAUUUCGGGUUGAGAAUAAGGAAGAUAUAAACUGGGCUUUUUAGUGGCUUGCAAAGUAAUCUAGUUUGACCAUGGCAGCAGCUACUUCACAUGGAGGACAGGCCACAUACUGGGAGUCAAUGUACAAAUACCAUUGACCUGCAGCAGUCACAGUGCUUAACCCAUACCUUUCCCUCUCCCUCCCUCCCUCUCCCCCUCUCUCUUGAUCUCUGUAUUUACUGCAAUGAUUUUUCCUCCACUAGGUGCUGAAAUCUUGUGCUUCUGUGCCAGAGAUUAUUGAAAUCCUUUAUAAUUCUUACCCUCAUCUUCCCAUCUCUGAAAAAUGGCUGGAAGUCAUCCCAAAUGAAGAAUUUCAGGUAACUGCUAUACAAAUUGUGUUGCUUAUAUUUGUUUAUCUAAUCCGGGUUUGAUUUUGCAACUUUAGCAAAUGGAGUAAAGCAUAAUCAGAUUAACAUGUGUCACACUACAGCCAUAAAACUUCUUUUUAUAUAAAGUUUAUUAUUAUUAUUUCAUUUUAUAAUGCAUAUAAAACAGAGAGAACCAAUUAUAACAACAGACAAAAGUGAAAAGAUGGGUGGGGGAACGCUAUAAAAUAGGCACACGGAAUGAUUAUAGUUGCACAUAGGUUAAAGUAACAACGCCCAAGCAAAGGUUUAUCAACAUUAUCAGAUUAUAAAGUAUAGUUUCAGAUUUUCCAGGCUUGCGAUGAGCAUUGCCUUGAACAGGCUUCCUCAAACUCGGCCCUCCAGAUGUUUUGAGACUACAAUUCCCAUCAUCCCUGACCACUGGUCCUGCUAGCUAGGGAUCAUGGGAGUUGUAGUCCCAAAACAUCUGGAGGGCCGAGUUUGGGGAAUGAUGGUUCUGCUGCAUAUGUCAUAAAAGAAACUUUCUAUUUUGGGGAUUCUAUUUCUUGUCAAAAUCUUAAAUUAAGUUUAACUUUCUCCAUUAUACUGAUAUUGCCGAGUGAGCAGUACUGAACCAAGAAUCCAGUGUAAGAUUCUGGGCUGUUUUCCAUUGAGUUGCAAUAACUAUUUGUGUUGCCAAAAUAAGACCAAUUCUUUUGUGCUGUUUUGUCUAGGAUGUGUGCAAUGUUGUUAAUUGUUAUUUAUUUGUCUGUUUACAUGGUUUAUAUACCGCCAUUUAGCAGUGCUGCCAGGGCAAUUUACAAAAACAUGGCAAAACAGAAAAAUACACAUGGAAUAUAAUAAAUUACAACAUAUUGAAAUAAUAAUACAUUAAGAAGGCUGGGAGAAAUGUUACCAAAAAAAUGCCUGGUGCCCCACAUAUAGUAAUGUUGGUAACAAGUUAGCUUCUCUAUGGACAGAACUCCAUAACUGGAGACUCUUGUUUUGAACUCUAUGGAAAGAACAAGCAAGCCAGAUACCUUUCUUAAAGUGCUGUGCCAGGGGCUGCACCCUUCCUGGAAGCCAUAGUGCCAGCUGCCUAGUUCCAUCCCAGUUCUAGUGGAGUCUCUCUCUUUUGAACAGGCCCGGCUUCUCCCAGAAUGUUCCCCAGUACCUAACAAAUCCAGAUCCCUCUUCCCAACACCACCAUUGACACAUACCUGUACCUGUCUAGAUGACCCUACAUGUGGAACAGGUGGCAUUUGGACUGGCGAGAGACAGUGUGGUGUAGUGGUUAGUGUGCUGGCCCCAGGAGAUCAGGGUUCAAAUCCCCACUCAGCCAUGAAGCUCACUGGGUGAUCUUGGGCCAGGCACUACCUUGCAGCCUUUCCUACCUCACAGGGUUGCUGUGAGGGUAAAACGAGAGCAGAGCACCAUGCAUUCCACCUUGAGCUCCCUGGAGAAAAAGGUGGGAUAUCAACUGAAGAAAUAAAGACAGUAAAGAAAAUCUCAGAAAACAGCUGCUUUGUAGGGCCUGCCAGUCAGCAUCUUCCCAAGCAAGGUAGAGUUCACUUCCGGGAACUCCCAGCUCCUGAAGCCACUGGUGCCAGCAUCACCCCUGACUCCUCCCCAGCACUAUCUACCAGCCCAUCUAGAUGAUGAGCAAGGUAAAGGGUGAAGGUAAAGGACCCCCGGACGGUUAAGUCCACUCAAAUUUGACUCAUCUCUACUUUCAGGCCAAGGGAGCCAGCAUUUGUCCACAGACAGCUUUUCCAGGUCAUGUGGCAAGCAGGACUAAACUGCUUCUGGAGCACAGAACACCAUAACAAGUGCCAGAGCACACUUUUAAACUGCUAGGUUGGCAGGAGCUGGGACAGAGCAAUGGGAGCUCACCCCAUCACUCGGAUUCGAACUACCAAUCUUCCCAUCAGCAUGCCCAGGAGGUUCAGUUGUUUAGACCACAGCACCACCCACGUCCCUUAUGAUGAGCAACAUCACCCUGCAAUCUGCCGGCCCAUCACACACCCAGCUCUCCUUGAUCCUAAUGAUCAAAUCACCCACUGCUAGGAUCCCUCCAGCCCCUGAUGGAAGCAUCCUUAGCCCAAGAGGAUCACUGGUCAUCCCCCAAGGAAUGGGUCCCUUCUAAACAGCUUAAAGGAAUUGCAUAGUCGUCUUCUCCUCUGGAUUCAUCUUUCCUGCCUGAGGACUUAACUGUCUAGGGGUCCUUUACCUUUACCUUUUACCUGUAUGGAAGAAGAAGAGAAAGUUGCUGGUCUCCUCUUGGCUCCUCUCACUCACAUUUUUAACCUGCUUAUGGAGCUCUCUGGUUGUCUGAAACAUUCCACUCAUAGAAUCAUAGAAUCAUAGAGUUGGAAGAGACCACAAGGGCCAUCGAGUCCAACCCCCUGCCAAGCAGGAAACACCAUCAGAGCACUCCUGACAUAUGGUUGUCAAGCCUCUGCUUAAAGACCUCCAAAGAAGGAGACUCCACCACACUCCUUGGCAGCAAAUUCCACUGUCGAACAGCUCUUACUGUCAGGAAGUUCUUCCUAAUGUUUAGGUGGAAUCUUCUUUCUUGUACUUUGGAUCCAUUGCUCCAUGUCCGCUUCUCUGGAGCAGCAGAAAAUAACCUUUCUCCCUCCUCUAUGUGACAUCCUUUUAUAUAUUUGAACAUGGCUAUCAUAUCACCCCUUAACCUCCUCUUCUCCAGGCUAAACAUGCCCAGCUCCCUUAGCCGUUCCUCAUAAGGCAUCGUUUCCAGGCCUUUGACCAUUUUGGUUGCCCUCCUCUGGACACGUUCCAGUUUGUCAGUGUCCUUCUUGAACUGUGGUGCCCAGAACUGGACACAGUACUCCAGGUGAGGUCUGACCAGAGCAGAAUACAGUGGCACUAUUACUUCCCUUGAUCUAGAUGCUAUACUCCUAUUGAUGCAGCCCAGAAUUGCAUUGGCUUUUUAGCUGCCGCAUCACACUGUUGGCUCAUGUCAAGUUUGUGGUCAUCCAAGACUCCUAGAUCCUUUUCACAUGUACUGCUCUCAAGCCAGGUGUCACCCAUCUUGUAUUUGUGCCUCUCAUUUUUUUGCCCAAGUGCAAUACUUUACAUUUCUCCCUGUUAAAAUUCAUCUUGUUUGUUUUGGCCCAGUUCUCUAAUCUGUCAAGGUCGUUUUGAAGUGUGAUCCUGUCCUCUGGGGUGUUAGCCACCCCUCCCAGUUUGGUGUCAUCUGCAAAUUUGAUCAGGAUGCCCUUGAGUCCAUCAUCCAAGUCAUUGAUAAAGAUGUUGAAUAAGACCGGGCCCAAGACAGAACCCUGUGGCACCCCACUAGUCACUCUUCUCCAGGAUGAAGAGGAACCAUUGAUGAGCACCCUUUGGGUUCGGUCAGUCAGCCAGUUACAAAUCCACUGAGUGGUAGCAUAGUCAAGACCGCAUUUUACCAGCUUCUUUACAAGAAUAUCAUGGGGCACCUUGUCAAAUGCCUUGCUGAAAUCAAGGUAGGCUACAUCCACUGCGUUCCCUUCAUCUACCAGGCUUGUAAUUCUGUCAAAAACGAGAUCAGGUUAGUCUGACAUGACUUAUUUUUCAGAAAUCCAUGCUGACUAUUGGUGAUCACAGCAUUCCUUUCUAGGUGCUCACAGACUGUUUGCUUAAUGAUCUGCUCCAGAAUCUUCCCUGGUAUUGAUGUCAGACUGACUGGGCGGUAAUUAUUUGGGUCCUCUCUUUUCCCCUUUUUGAAAAUAGGGACAACAUUUGCCCUCCUCCAGUCUGCCGGGACUUCGCCUGUUCUCCAGGAAUUCUCAAAGAUGACUGCCAGUGGUUCUGAGAUCACAUCUGCCAGUUCUUUUAAUACUCUUGGAUGCAGUUCAUCUGGCCCUGGAGACUUGAAUACAUCUAAACUAGCCAAGUAUUCUUGUACUAUCUCCUUAGUUAUUCUGGGCUGUGUUUCCUCUGCUGAAUCAUUUGCUCCAAAUUCUUCAGGUCGGGCAUUGUUUUCUUUAUCGGAGAAGACUGAGGCAAAGAAGGCAUUGAGGAGUUCAGCCCUUUCUGUGUCCCCUGUUUGCAUUUCACCAUCUUCUCCUCUGAGUGACCCCACUGUUUCUUUGUUCUUCCUUUUGCUAUGAACAUACCCAUAAAAGCCUUUUUGUUGCUUUUAACCUCUCUAGCAAGCCUGAGUUCAUUCUGUGCUUUAGCUUUUCUGACUUUGUGUCUACACGUGCUGGCUAUUUGUUUGAAUUCCUCUUCGGUGGUUUCCCCCCUUUUCCAUUUUUUGUACACAUCCUUUUUUAAUCUUAACUCAGUUAAAAGUUCUUUAGAUAGCCACCCUGGCUUCUUUAGGCACCUUCCAUGUUUCCAUCUCAUUGGUAUUGCCUGACGUUGUGCUUUUACUAUCUCCCUCUUAACAAACUCCCAGCCAUCAUGAACUCCCUUUCCUUUUAGUAUUACUGUCCAUGGGAUCUCACCCAGCACUUCCCUAAGUUUUAUGAAGUCGGCUUUCUUAAAGUCAAGAAAUUGAGUCCUAGUAUGCUUGGCUGCUCCUUUCCGCUGUAUAGUAAACUUCAGAAGAGCAUGAUCACUCGCGCCUAAUGAUCCUUCCACUUCUACCCCACUAACCAGGUCAUCAACAUUGGUUAGGACCAGAUCUAAAAUGGCUGUUCCUCUUGUUGCUUCUCCCACUUUCUGGACAAUGAAGUUGUCUGCAAGGCCAGUGAGGAAUCUGUUUGACCUUAUGCUCUUGGCUGAGUUUGACAUCCAACAAAUAUCCGGGUAAUUGAAGUCCCCAUUACUACUAUCUCCCUUCCUUUUGCAUGCUUGGCCAUCUGUUCCAGGAAGGCAUCAUCUAUGUCCUCCGUUUGGCUUGGGGAUCUAUAGUAAACUCCCACAAUGAGGUCACUGUUAUUCUUCUCUCCUUAAUUUUGACCCAAAUGCUCUCACUUUGGCUUUGAGGUUCUAAAUCUUGGAUCUCUUCACAGGUAUAUACAUCCCUGACAUAUAACGCCACUCCUCCUCCUUUCUUGUCUGGUCUGUUUCUCUGAAAUAGAUUGUAUCCCUCCAUUAUUACAUUCCAAUCGUGGGACUUAUCCCACCAGGUUUCAGUGAUGCCUAUUAUGUCAUAUUUAGUUUGCUGUACCAAGAGCUCAAGCUCAUCUUGUUUAUUUCCCAUGCUUUGCACAUUAGUGUACAGACAUUGAAGUCCAUUAAUCAUUCCCCGUGUCUCUUAUUAAGGAAUUUUUCCUCCCACCACUAGGUCUGCGUGCUGUUUGCUCCAUUUGGUCUAUGACAUUUGGAUGAUCAUCUUCAUCAAUUGAUAGACUCCUACCUUCAGGAGCACUGUCUCCCUCCCCCACAUUAGUCAGUUUAAAGCCCUCCUGAUGAGGUUUCUGAGAUUUUGGCAAAAACAUUCCUCCCAACCGUUGUGAGGUGCAGCCCAUCGCUUGCCAGAAGUCCAUCUUCAAGAAACUGCAGUCCGUGAUCUAAGAAUCCAAACCGUUCCUGCUUACACCAUUUGCGAAGCCAGCUGUUCACUUCCACUAUUUUUUUUUUACUCUUGUGUUCACUAUUUAUUUUUUUACUCUUGUGUUCAAAGGCUGUAAUCCUAAAUACACUUAUCACAGGGACUUACAUCCAGUCUGAAUAAGCAUGCAUUGCCGCCAGAGCAUUUUACCUUGUGGUACCUAUAUUUUCUUUUUACUCUACAAUCCCAUCUGAGAAUGUUUUCCCACCACCACCCUGACCCAAUUUCCUCCCAAAUUUUCCUUUUAGGUGCUGUAAUCUCAUCUAAGGCCAAGAGAAUUUCCUUUAAACUGAACAUUGAUUAGGAGUUUGGGGGUAAAUUUCAUAAUCCACUGUGUGAGAGUAGUGCUUUGUAAAUAGCACCUGAACCUUUAAUUAUCUAAUUAUUUUGGGAUGGUCUCCUCCAGGGCAUUACAAAGAAAGCUUUCCUGAGCUGUCAGUGCUUUAGCAAGUGAGUGGGGAGUAAAACAAUGUAUUGUUUCACUCUCUUCAAAAUACAGAGUAACAGGAUGACUCAGGGCAGCCUUGGCAGCAUCAGAUUUCUUUAGAGGACUUUGUGCUGAAGAUUUAUAGGCUGUGUGUGUGUGACAACCAUCUAUUCAAUCGAUCAAUCAAAUACCUUUAUUGGCAUCACAGUGUAAAAUGUUUCAAGUAACUGGAAUAAUUAAAAAAACAAGGGUGAAGCUAUCGAGGGUUAUAAGGUUAUAAGGGUUAUAGUCGUGUGCAUUUGGAUAUUCUGCUAUGCCCUGUCUAUUUCCCGAAAGGAUAGUUGGUUGGGAACCCUGUCGGGUAAAAUUGUGGCUAAAAAGGAAGCUACUAAAGCAGUAAUAUCUUUGUCCUGAUCUGCCGGGAGAAACCUUAUUUGGCUUCUUCUCAGAGUUUUGGGCCGGAGGUCCAACAUUUUGCUCAGCAUCAGUUGGCGAGGUCUGCUGUGUAAAGGGCAAUCUAAGAGAAUGUGGUCCAUUGAAUCUAAAUUAGCUAGUUACAUUUUAAAUGACUGAGUGGAGUUUUGGGUUUCAGAGAAUGUGCAAAGUUCCUUCCAGGAGAGAGGUUCAGAGAGAGAGGUUCAUUCUUAAUCUUGUUGAAUGAUUCCAAGAGAUGAAAUACGAGGUGAAGCUUCACCUCUUUAUGGAAAUUCAGGAGAAGUGUACAGGGGUGUCGACAGAUUGUUUGUCUCAGUGGUCUAGAUGACCAAUCAGAUAUUUAUUUAGUGACCUCUUCAGUGAUUCUGCACUUAUAUUACAAAAGAACCAGCCAGUUCAACCUGAGGAUGUAUAAUGGAAAAUAAAAUUAUAAAGCCCAGGAUAUACCUAUAGGGGUCAUAGGGGUGCAGUAUCAAAGACCCUCAAGAGGGAACUGUUCAGAAUAUAGGCAUUUGUAAUAUAGUCAUACCUUAGGCUACAGCCGCUUCAGGUUGUGUUUUUUCAGGUUACGCACCUGCCGAAACCCGGAAGUACCCGAACGGGUUACUUCUGGGUUUCGGCAGUCGCACAUGCACAAAAGAGCCGAAUCGCAACCCUGUGCAUGCGCAUACGCGCCGCUGUGGGUUGCGAACGCUGCAAGUUGUGAAUGUGCAUCCCGCACGGAUCACGUUUGCAACCCGAACAUCCACUGUAAUGCUGUUGUUCUGUCACAGGAUUAUGUUGAUUUUGUUGCAUAAUUUAUUAAACGUGUUGCACUGAGAUUUAUGUUUUUAAUCGUUUUGAAUAUGAUUGUUUUUAUCUGCUGGUUGCGGGAGACUCAUAUAAGAAACUGUAUCUAGAGAAAGUGAGCGGAUGGCCAAGUCGUACAAAUCACUGCCACUUUCACAAAAAUGCGGUGACUGCUGUAUUUUUUUCAUUCUUUCUCAAGAUAAUUAUGCUGCUGGUCCUAAUCAUCAGCUGACAAAUACCUCAUAUUACUAUUACUAACUCUGGUUAAAUCAUCUUUUUUUUCUUGCCUCAGUAACGGACUGGAUGAGAGUCAACAAACUGAAACUCAAUCCAGAUAAGAUGAAGGCCCUGUUAGUGGGGGGUUCCCUGUUAGCAGAAGGCUGGGAGGUGGCUUGCUCCUGAUGGGCUGCACUCCCUCUGAAGGAGCAGGUACAUAGCACGGGAGUCCUCCUGGAUCCUUUGCUGUCACUUGAGGCUCAGGUGGCCUCGGUGGCGCAGAGUGCCUCCCAUCAGCUUGGGCUGCCCCCCUAUCUGGACAGGGACAGCCCGACUUCUGUCAUCUAUGCUCUGGUAACCUCUAGGUUAGAUUACUGCAAUGCAGUAUAUGUGGGGCUGCCUCUGAAGAUGCUUCAGAAACUUCAGCUGGUGCAGAAUUCGAUGACCAGGUUGCUCACAGAAGCAAGACGGUUUGAGCAUCUUACACUGAUCCUGGCCCAACUGCACUGGCUGCCAAUUAUUUUCCAGGCCCAAUUCAAAGUGCUAGUUUUGACCUAUAAAGCCUUUAACAGCUCAGGACCACAAUACCUCAAGAACCGCCUCUCCCCAUAUAAUCUGUUCUGGACUCUGAGGCCCUUCUUCAUGUUCCUCCUCCUCAAGAGAUCCGGAGGGUGGCAGCACAAGAAUUGGUCUGCUCUGUGGUGGCUCCUCAUUUGUGGAAUGCUCUCCCCUGGGAAGUUCGCCUGGUGCCUUCAUUACAGUGGUACCUCAGGUUACAGACGCUUUAGGUUACAGACUCCGCUAACCCAGAAAUAGUGCUUCAGGCUAAGAACUUUGCUUCAGGAUGAGAACAAAAAUUGUGCUCCAGCGGCGCAGUGGCAGCAGGAGGCCCCAUCAGCUAAAGUGGUGCUUCAGGUUAAGAACAGUUUCAGGUUAAGAACAGACCUCUGGAACGAAUUAAGUACUUAACCUGAGGUACCACUGUAUAUACUUUUAGACACCAGGGGAAAAUGUUUAUCUUCAACCAAGCCUUUGGCUGAUUAAUAUUUUAUGGCCUUUUAAAUGUGUUUGUGAGAGGGGGGUUACUGGUUUCUCUUUGUUUUUGUUUUAUUAUGAAUUUUGCCUUCUCAUUUUGAAUUUUUAUGCCAUGAACCACCCCGUGAUCUUUGGAUGCAGUGCAGUAUAGAAAUCUAAUAAUUAAAUAAAUAAAUUCCAGGUGGCCACAUCUUGCAAACUGUUCUUUCUCUUUCAGAGGCAUCUAUCUUUCUAUGAGUCCUUCCAGAAUCAGAUGUACAAGGUCCGGUGUCUGCAACAUUUAUGCCGCUGUGCCAUCAGGAGAAAAUUUGGCAGUAGGUGCCAUUUUCUCAUCCCUUUACUGCCUGUUCCCAAACCACUACAAAAUUAUCUACUGUUAGAACCUGAGGGAGUCUUGCUUUGAAUAUCUUGUCCCAAGCCACCAAAUCUCACCAUCAUAUCUUGGUCCUCAUUGGCGCAUGAUAAAUGAAUUGCUUAUGAAUACAGUAAAGUUUUUUUCCUGUUUUCUAACAAAUAAGUGUUUUCAGGGGUUUACAUUAAUAUAACAAUAGAUUAUUACAAUGACUUGAAGCUUUUAUUUGUAUACCAUUUCUGUAAAAUGUACUUUGGAAAUCUUUUGAUGCAGUUUUGUUUGUGGCCUCACAGAUUUUAGUGAUCUGUUAAUACAAUAUAAAUAGCACAAAUAAUACAUAGUAACAAGAAUAGAGGCUUUGGAACAUUUAGGUAAAUAAAAUUUCAUACUCAAGUGCUG